UGAGUCAGGCACCCACACACCUGUCUGUCUGCUCCAGGCAGCUUAAAGCAGGAGAAGCUGCCUCGUGGUCAUUCCUCAGCACCCAUCCACUGCUACAUUUCACAUCUGUCUUGAACGCGGAGAAGACCACGAUGGGGGUGUUUUACAGCACAAGCCAGACAGAACCCUCUCCAUGCAACUUGUUCACUGUAAAAAUAAUACGGAUGAAAAAUGCCAGGAAAGCAGACCUGUUAACCCAGUCUGACUGCUACGUGAGCCUGAGCCUGCCAACAGCCUCAGUGCAGCAUUUCCGCACCAAAACGAUUCCAAACACGAAGAACCCAACGUGGAAUGAGACCUUCCACUUCACGAUUCAGAGCCAGGUUAAGAACAUUCUGGAGCUGAAAGUUUGUGAUGAGGACAACAUGACACAAGAUGACCACCUCCUUACUGUUUUCUUUGAUGUUUCCAAAAUCCAGCUUGGAGAAAACAUUCAGCUAAGUUUCCAGCUGAAUCCACAGGGAAAAGAGGAGCUGGAGGUUGAAUUCACAAUGGAGAGCAGUCCGGAUCCUCCUGAAAACAUUAUUACUAAUGGCGUCUUAGUGUCCCGUGAAGUUUCCUGUCUAGAUGUGCAGGUGAAUGGUGGCAAGAUGAGGAAGGAUAGCACAGAGAGGAAAUUUGCACUAACGGUGGAUGGCUCAUAUGAAGGGACCCGGACCCACACACUGAGCUCCUGCCUGUGCCCAACUUCACCAGCCAGGUUCCACUACAUCAAAUACCACCAGUCAGCGCUGGCUGUGGCGCUGCCGCGGCGGAGGCUGCUCAGCAGGUCUAUAUCAAGCCAAAAUGAAAGGGAUAUGAACGAGUCUGUGACUGUAGCUCUGAACUUGCUUCCUAUACAAGAGAAAAUAACAGUAGCACAGGACAAGACAAUCGACUUGUAUGUAAAGGCAAACGAAUGGACCCAGGGUCUGUGUUUCAGGCCAAGAAACCUAGAUGCCCGCCUGGGGUUUGACCUGUGCGCGGAUGAACAGAAUUUCCUGCAAAACCGGAGGAGGGUGGUUGCUGCUGCACUGAAGGAUGUUCUUCAUCUAGAGGAAGACCUGCAAGACCACGAGGUGCCGAUAGUGGCUGUGACAACAGCAGGGUGUGGAAUAAGAGCACUCACUGCCAUGUAUGGCAGCAUUUUGGGUCUUCAAAAGUUGCGUGUUCUGGAUUGCAUUUCAUACAUCAGUGGCUCAUCUGGCACAACAUGGACCAUGACCAAACUGUAUGAAGAUGCAGAUUGGUCACGUAAGGAUCUCGGAGAAGUAAUUAUUGAAGCUCGGAAGCAAGCAACCAAGUGCAAGAUGGGUGCUUUUUCCUUGAGAAGUCUGAGGAAUUAUUACAGAGAGCUGAGCCAAAGGACCCAAGCAGGACAUAAGACAUCUUUUAUUGAUCUGUGGGGACUCAUGAUUGAAUCCAUGUUAAAUGAUGGGAAAUGCUACCACAGACUUUCUGAUCAACGUCGGGCAGUGAGUCAGGGCCAGAAUCCACUGCCCAUCUACCUUGCUCUCAAUGUCAAGGACAAAGUUGCUACCAAAGAUUUUAGAGAGUGGGUGGAGUUCACGCCAUACGAGGUGGGCUUCCUGAAGUAUGGUGCCUUCAUUCGUGCAGAGGAUUUUGGCAGCGAGUUUUUCAUGGGUCGCCUGAUGAAGAAGCUCCCUGAGUCCCGGAUCUGCUUCAUGCAAGGAAUGUGGAGUAGUAUCUUCUCCAAAAACCUCUUGGAUGCCUGGCAUGCAGCUGAUAAUUCAGAGGACUUCUGGCACAGAUGGACCCAAGACAAAGUGACUGAAAUCGAGGAACAACCGGACUUGCCUGAGAAGCCCUACGAGAUGGCUACCUGCAUGUUCACUCCUACCAGUGGCCUCUCCACAACUCUCCGGGAUAUCCUGACGGACCGCCCUGCUGUCUCCAAGUACCACAACUUCCUGAGGGGCUUCCAGAUGCACAACGAGUACAUCCAGCACGAGCAUUUUGCAAAAUGGAAAGACACCUCACUAGACACCUCUCCUAAUGACCUGAGAGGCAACUCGGAGCACCUGGAGCUGGUGGACGCAGCUUUCUUCUUUGAAACCAGCUGUCCACCCCUAAUGAGACCAGAGAGGAAAGUGGAUGUCAUCAUACACUUAAAUUACACAGGUGGAUCACAGACCUUGCCUCUAAAGCAGGCUUGCAGUUACUUCUCAGAGCAGGGAAUUGCAUUUCCCAACAUUGAGCUGAAGGAUGAUGAGAAGAACCUGAAGGAAUGCUACAUGUUCGAUGGUGCAGACACUCCAGGAGCUCCUCUCCUGCUUUAUUUUCCACUAGUGAAUGACACCUUCCAAAGAUGCGUAGCACCUGGUAUGGCUCGUAGUGCUGCAGAAAUGGAACAGGGCAAGAUUGAUCUCUCCAGUUUCUGCUCUCCGUACUCAACGAGAGAGGUCUCCCUGAAAGCAGAAGAUUUCAACAAACUUCAGAGGCUGACUAAUUACAACAUAAUGAACAAUGAGAACAUGAUUCUUCAAGCCUUGCGCAUGGCGGUGGCACGGAAGAAACAAGCUCUGAGCCAUCCAGUAUCACAAGCACAGGCCUCUGGUUGAACAGCAUUUUCCUCUCUUAUUAAAUAUUUAUCACGACAAAACAGAAUUAUAUAUCAAAUGCAAUAGCUACUUCACUUUUCUUGGCAGGCGCCAUCUCUUUCUAAGUAGCCUUCUCAAAAAAGAAAACUUGAAGUACUGACUUCAGAGCCACAUGGUUUGGUUUACUGAUAUAGCUGCUUUUUUUGGUCAGAAGUUUUGAUAUCAGACAGGCUGGUCUGUUGUUAACACCAUCUCAUUGUGAUGCACAGAAUGCAAAUUCAGCUGUGUGUGAUAGGGAAAUAGUUUUAACUUUCUCUCUGUGGUAUCUUAAUGGUUUGGUUGUUAGUAUUUUUUCAUCUGCAAAAUAUUCUGGCAUUUCAUUGUGACUAUUGGUAACAAAUCUAUGAAGCCCUCUUCAGACACAGAAGUUGGUGAUUUUAACAUGUAAAAAUAUUUUAUUUGGUUUUAAUAACUUGAAUUAAAUGGUGUUCUACCUCAUAAAA
Molecule: messenger RNA, 3082 nt
Organism: Anas platyrhynchos (mallard)
Lineage: Eukaryota; Metazoa; Chordata; Aves; Anseriformes; Anatidae
Product: cytosolic phospholipase A2 epsilon
Biological process (GO): glycerophospholipid catabolic process
Cellular component (GO): cytosol
Molecular function (GO): calcium-dependent phospholipid binding; calcium ion binding
Source: RefSeq, a predicted model, not a curated record